GCCACUGAUCAACAUUUCGCCAUUUGUUCUCUUUUUCCUCUGAAUCAACUCGCUCUCGCCUGACUCACCGAGUCAUGGCGCUUCUUAGACCUCACCUUCAUCGCUUCAACUCCAACGCUCUCCACCAAUCAUCCCCUCAAACUGGAGGUGGACUCCUCGUCUACCCCACUUACGGCCGUCGUCGCCACCACCGCUGCUCCGCGAUUGCGAUCGACGCGCCGUCGUCUCUCGCCGGCGUGACGCCUAUUCGAUGGGGGUACACGAGCGUUCAAGGGUUUAGGGAGGAGAUGGAGGACGAUAUCGUUAUCCGUUCGGAGGGUCUAGAUAGCUUCUCCUUUGCUGCUGUUUUGGACGGCCACGCUGGAUCGUCUUCUGUUAAAUUCCUUAGGGAAGAGCUGUACAAGGGGUGUGUUGAGGCGUUGCAAGGUGGAUCUUUGUUGGAAGGAGGUGAUUACGUGGGGAUCAAGGAAGCUUUGAUUAAGGCUUUUGAGAGUGUGGAUCAGAGUUUGCUUAAAUGGCUGGAGACAAAAGGUGAAGAAGAUGAGUCUGGUUCAACGGCUACUGUGAUGCUCAUUAGAAAUGAUGUUUCCUACUUUGCACAUAUUGGUGAUUCUUGUGCAGUUUUAUCUCGAUCGGGACAAAUCGAGGAGUUGACUGAUUCUCAUCGUCCGUAUGGAAGCAAUAAGGCAGCUGUUCAGGAAAUGAAAAGAAUCAAACAUGCAGGUGGAUGGAUUGUCAAUGGAAGGAUUUGCGGAGACAUAGCUGUAUCUCGUGCUUUUGGUGACAUCCGGUUCAAGACAAAGAAGCAUGAGAUGUUAAAGAAAGGUGUCGAUGAAGGAAGAUGGACCGAGAAGUUUGUAUCCAGAAUCGAGUUUAAAGGGGACAUGGUUGUCGCAACUCCAGAUAUAUACCAAGUACCUCUUACAUCAGAUGUGGAGUUCAUUAUUUUAGCUUCUGAUGGAUUAUGGGACUACAUGAAGAGCAAAGAAGUGGUUAGUUUCGUAAGGGAACAGCUCCGAGAACAUGGAAAUGUCCAGCUUGCUUGUGAAGCUCUUGCGCAAGUUGCUUUGGACCGGAGAUCAGAGGACAACAUCAGCAUCAUCAUAGCUGAUCUAGGAAGAACAGAGUGGAAGAAACUCCCGGUGCAGCGACAAAACAUGGUGGUUGAACUGGUUCAGGCGGCAGCUACUGUGGGUAUAGUUACUGUUGGCAUAUGGAUGACUUCUCUUCUCUCUUGAGUAAAAUGAAACAUCCAGUCUCCUUCCUUAGUGUAUAUAAAACAUGUAACUAUGUCAAACUCUCUAUUAGCCUUCCCAUAGAGAUGGAGAUGUGAUGAUACCUCACAGUUGGGGAACUCACCAAAGUACAUGUAAACUCUCUAUAGUAUAUGCUUAGUGUAAAGAAAAAAAUAUUCACUCCAACGUAA
This is a messenger RNA of Eruca vesicaria subsp. sativa (arugula), 1426 nucleotides long. NCBI's taxonomy places the organism in Eukaryota, Viridiplantae, Streptophyta, Magnoliopsida, Brassicales, Brassicaceae. The record is from the annotation of a GenBank genome assembly.